This is a messenger RNA of Mastomys coucha (southern multimammate mouse), 3636 nucleotides long. RefSeq names its product beta-secretase 2 (gene Bace2). Gene Ontology annotation, molecular function: aspartic-type endopeptidase activity. Gene Ontology annotation, cellular component: trans-Golgi network; endosome; membrane. The coding region runs from base 190 to 1734 and encodes 514 amino acids. The record is from RefSeq and is a predicted model, not a curated record. The transcript is spliced from 9 exons. Lineage: Eukaryota; Metazoa; Chordata; Mammalia; Rodentia; Muridae. Gene Ontology annotation, biological process: amyloid-beta metabolic process; membrane protein ectodomain proteolysis.
CUUGACCUUGGCCACGGAGGAGGGGCAGGGCCUGCCGGGCGGCGGCCGUGGCCGCCAGAGGGGGCAGCGACUGCGAACUUGCUCAACUCCGCACCGCCUUCUCCAGCCUCCUACCCGUCCGCCCCGCCCCGGCCGGCUAAGGACCGCAGAACCGCGCGGUCGCAGACUCGCCGAGCCCCCGCCGCGGGGAUGGGCGCGCUGCUUCGAGCACUCUUGCUCCCGCUGCUGGCGCAGUGGCUCUUGAGAGCGGUCCCCGUGUUGGCCCCCGCGCCCUUCACGCUGCCCCUCCAAGUGGCCGGGGCCAUGAACCACAGAGCCUCGGCUGUUCCCAGGCUCGGGACCCCCGAGUUGCCCCGGGCGGAUGGCCUGGCCCUCGCACUGGAGCCUGUCAGAGCUACCGCCAACUUCUUGGCUAUGGUGGACAACCUUCAGGGGGACUCUGGCCGCGGCUACUACCUGGAGAUGCUGAUCGGGACUCCUCCGCAAAAGGUACAGAUUCUUGUGGACACUGGAAGCAGUAACUUCGCUGUGGCAGGUGCCCCACACUCCUACAUAGACACCUACUUUGACUCAGAGAGCUCCAGCACAUACCACUCCAAGGGCUUCGAUGUCACUGUGAAGUACACACAGGGAAGCUGGACUGGCUUUGUUGGUGAGGAUCUUGUCACCAUCCCAAAAGGCUUCAACAGCUCUUUCUUGGUCAAUAUUGCCACUAUUUUUGAGUCUGAUAAUUUCUUUUUGCCUGGGAUUAAGUGGAAUGGAAUCCUUGGACUUGCUUAUGCUGCCUUGGCUAAGCCAUCAAGCUCUCUGGAGACCUUUUUUGAUUCUCUGGUGGCCCAAGCAAAGAUUCCAGACAUUUUCUCCAUGCAGAUGUGCGGGGCUGGAUUGCCAGUAGCUGGAUCUGGUACCAACGGAGGUAGUCUUGUCCUGGGUGGGAUUGAACCAAGUUUGUAUAAAGGAGAUAUCUGGUAUACCCCAAUUAAAGAGGAGUGGUACUAUCAAAUAGAGAUCCUGAAAUUGGAAAUUGGAGGCCAGAGCCUCAACCUGGACUGCAGAGAGUAUAAUGCAGACAAGGCCAUUGUGGACAGCGGCACCACACUCCUGCGCCUGCCCCAGAAGGUGUUUGAUGCAGUAGUGGAAGCCGUGGCACGCACAUCUCUGAUUCCAGAGUUUUCUGAUGGCUUCUGGACGGGGGCCCAGCUGGCAUGCUGGACAAAUUCUGAAACGCCAUGGGCAUAUUUCCCUAAGAUUUCUAUCUACCUGAGAGAUGAGAACGCUAGUCGCUCCUUCCGGAUCACCAUUCUGCCACAGCUCUACAUUCAGCCCAUGAUGGGAGCUGGUUUCAAUUAUGAAUGCUACCGUUUUGGUAUCUCCUCUUCUACAAAUGCGCUGGUGAUUGGUGCCACGGUGAUGGAGGGCUUCUACGUGGUCUUUGACAGAGCUCAGAGGAGGGUGGGCUUUGCAGUGAGUCCCUGUGCAGAGAUGGCAGGUACCACAGUGUCUGAAAUUUCUGGGCCCUUUUCCACGGAAGACAUAGCCAGCAACUGUGUUCCAGCACAGGCUCUGAAUGAGCCCAUCUUGUGGAUUGUGUCCUAUGCCCUGAUGAGUGUGUGUGGAGCCAUUCUCCUGGUUCUGAUCCUACUCCUGCUGCUCCCGCUGCACUGCCGACAUGCCCCCCGAGACCCGGAGGUAGUUAACGAUGAGUCCUCACUAGUCAGACAUCGCUGGAAAUGAAGAGCCUCAUCUGAACUCCAGCAGCCUCGAACUCAGCUCUUCCAAGAGGGACAUCUCCGGUUGGCUUCUCUGUCCAUUAGUCUGGAACCUCAACUGUGCGUCUGAAUGCCUUCCAGACUCGCUGUAUCUUGAUUACUCUUGAUUUCCAAGUUUUCAGAUCUUUUCUACUUCAGAGAAAAAUGAUAAUAAAAACACCUCAAACCAAAACAGUGCAUUGGGCUUCAGGCUUUAUGGGACUGGUUAUGCCAAACUGCCCAGUGUACCACCAAAACCAAAAACAACCCAAACAAAGAAAAAAACAGGCAAGCCAUGGUUAGUUACUAUAGUCUCUUCAACCUCAGGAAAAAAAUGUGUGCAUUCAGUUGCUUGCUCUCUUGCCUAGAGGACACUUUCGGUUAUGACCAUAUUAAAGGGUAUUUUGUACUAGACUACUGUCUUAUCUAGAACAAGUGAGAAGCCUUUCAAUAUACUAGCAGAAGUAGACCCGAGCCAGAUGAGAGAGUCACACAGCCUUCUUCUGUACCUGACUGUACUAUAGGACCUUGAGUAGGUCUCAGGCUCCCCAGUAAUGAGAAUCCACACACAGAUCACACUCUCCCUUGCCAGGAAGGCAGAGUGAGAUAGCAUUCAAAUGAAAUGUAGUAUCUUUGGCAUGCAGGUAAAGAUGCCACUUGUGUGGCUUGGCCAGUGUUCUGAGUUUGGGUAGGGUUCAGGCAGCUUGGUUCCCACUAUUGCCCUGGCCUGUACAAUGAGGCGGAACAGGUGCUGGGCUACAUGCUGCUCUUGACAUUCUGUCACCAAACUGGCCAUGGUCACAUACACUUGCUCAGAUUUCAAGUUAAUUAAUCAUGUUUUAAUGAGGAAAACAAACUCUCUCAUCUCUGCUGCCAUAAUUGUUUCUUUUCUCUAAAUCUUCUUUGGAACUAAAUUGGUAAUUACUGAUCUGGGAAAUGGAGACAUGGCCAGAUGCCUGUGCUUCUGACCAGCUGUCAGGGAAGGGAAACUCGUGACUUGGAGUCAUUUACACUUUUUUGAGUCCUUUGAAGCCAUGCAUUUCCCUUCAUAAGACGCCUUGGGCCCAAGUGUACCAAUCCAAAGCAACUUGAAAGCACCUGACUGGCAGGUAACUUCUGUGAUUCUCCCCUGAGGGGGAUGGGGGGAGUUGGGGCAUGGUAAAGCCUUGGCAAUGGGAGAUCAGCAGUACCUUUAUUUAGUGCCAUUUGAGACCUUUGCCAAAGAAAAGUGGAAGCCUGGUACUCCAUGGGGCCACUUGUUGAUGAUGGAAUGGUUAAUUGACAUACAAAGUCACCUUGUGGCAGCCCCUCCCCCACUCCUGUGCCAAGUUCAGUGUUCACUUUGUGAUGCUACCUGCUACCAGGAUAGGUUGGACAUGAAACAUUCCACCCAGGGUGCUAAGCAGCCCCUCCAGCAGGAAGGUCCUUGGUGUUCACAAGUCUGUGUGGAUGUCUCAACCAUCCGUUCUGCUCACCUGGUCACCUCCGUAUUGAGAAACACAUGGCCAUGCCAGGGACACUUAAGAGCCAUCCAGGAAUGUCACCAUGAGCUAGAAGACUUCCCCAGCAGCCAGAGGAACCUUCUGUGAGAUUCUCGUGUGAGAGGAGCUGAGCUGUUGAAGAAGAAAGAUCCAACCGAAGCAGGGAUAACAUUGUAUUCUCAAAUGCUCACAGGUGUGUCCAGCACGCUCUGGUUGAGCGUAAUUUCAAAGUGCAUUACAGAGCUGGAAAUCUCUGGAUGUGGGAUCUGUUCACCUGUUGAUUUUUCCAUUGAUUACUAUCUUCUAGUCAGGUUUAUAUGGAAAAGAACCAAGUUCUCCGAGACUCUGCCUCCCUUCCCUGUUCUGUGAGGACUCUGAAUCCCUGAAACAGGAGGACUGCUCAAUCU